AUGUUUGUGAAUCUCAUACAAACUCCCUAUGUUUAUUUUCAGAUACCCGACAGCGGCUUAACACAUCUACCAGAACGAAUAUUAAUCUUUCGCCAUGACUACAACAGUCCAAAUGUGUUGCACAUCAUCAACUCAGCUGCAGAAGUGGUCGAUGAGACGUUGGUGGAGAUUGUAUUGACUGCCAGCCCCAUCCUGUAUCCCACAUCGGAAAUGCCAACUUUGAAGCCGCAUACGCUCAAUGUACAUUCGUACAAAGCACCAACAUUUUGUGAUUUCUGUGGUGAAAUGCUGUUCGGUUUGGUGCGACAAGGACUCAAAUGUGAUGGUUGCGGUCAAAAUUAUCAUAAACGCUGUGUUGUGAAAAUACCAAACAAUUGCAGUCGCCCGAAUGAAACUAGCUCGAGACGUUCGUCGGCUCUACAACCGCCACGUAGUCCCUCAGGUGGUUCAACGCAAUCGUUGGUAUCGAAUGAAGAUCCGGCGCGAAGUGAUGGCGGUAGCUCACUGGUAAAGCGAAUGUCGGAUUUGAUGAGUGAUAUCAUUAAGAAUUAGAGUAAAUUGAAACUAAGCGCUGUGAAGAUACAUAAAUGACAGUAGUUGAAAAAAGCUCCAAGAUAUUUUUUUAGAGAUUUCUUUUACUUAAAGCUGGUUUUCACUAUGUCCAAUUCAAUGGCAUUUGUCGCGAUAUAAGUGAAACCACAUUCUCAAAUGAACCUAAAAAAACAGUUUAUCGAUUUGCUGCUAAAUUGGCUAUCUGAAAGUUUUUGGUCCAUAAUAUAAUCGGUUUAAAAAUAUGUUGACAAAUUUUGUGGUCGUACUAUGACAUAGUGAAAACCGGCCCUUAACAUAGAUUCGCGCACAAUCGAGAACUUAUAAUCCUGAUAAAAAAGCAUUAUUUGUAAAUUUACUGAUACUCUUAGUUAGUAGCAGGUGCAGGGUAGUUUAAAAUACAUAUUUUUUUACUAUUUUAUUUAGUGAAGCUCUUAAAUACUAUUUCAGAUUAGGUAUCUGCGAUCUGGUUUAGAGUAUUUACGGAAUAAAUGUAAAAGUUUUUAUAAUUUUGUAAUUUUAUUUCCUUAAUAUUUUAUACUAAAAUUUUAAACAAAAUUAAUAAAGAAUAAAAAAUUUUAUCUUAUGUUGACUUUUUCUUUAUCGUUUUACUCUCACAGCUGCCAAUACUCUAGGCCAGAUCAUUUAAGUAGAACUCUACACAAAUGGAGAUUCGGUGUUUUCGAUCAUUUUUGAUAGCGCUUAAUUCAUUGAAUGUCAAGCUGCUUUUGCACUUUGCCAAUACCCUUUCUCCCAUGCGAUCUGUUUUUU
Rhagoletis pomonella (apple maggot) is the source of this 1320-nucleotide messenger RNA. RefSeq names its product serine/threonine-protein kinase D3-like. The transcript has 4 exons. The record is from RefSeq and is a predicted model, not a curated record. Gene Ontology annotation, molecular function: protein serine/threonine kinase activity; ATP binding. The coding region runs from base 1 to 552 and encodes 183 amino acids. NCBI's taxonomy places the organism in Eukaryota, Metazoa, Arthropoda, Insecta, Diptera, Tephritidae. Gene Ontology annotation, biological process: protein phosphorylation.